Candida tropicalis MYA-3404 is the source of this 1239-nucleotide messenger RNA. It is a transcript of the gene UBP6, whose product is annotated as ubiquitin-specific protease. Lineage: Eukaryota; Fungi; Ascomycota; Pichiomycetes; Serinales; Debaryomycetaceae. Gene Ontology annotation, molecular function: proteasome binding; cysteine-type deubiquitinase activity. Gene Ontology annotation, biological process: protein deubiquitination; regulation of proteasomal protein catabolic process; proteasome-mediated ubiquitin-dependent protein catabolic process. The transcript has a single exon. The record is from RefSeq and is a predicted model, not a curated record. Bases 1 to 1239 code for a protein of 412 amino acids.
AUGGUUUUAGGAACUCCGGACAAGAAUUUGCCCUCAAAACCGGUUGAGAAACAAGUCUUUCUUGAAGAUUUGAACAAGAAUCAAUUGGUCAAAGUUACUAAUGAACCAAGUGGAUUGACCAAUUUGGGAAAUACAUGUUAUUUGAAUUCCAGUUUACAAGCAUUGUUCCAAAUGGAAGAUAUUCAAAACAAGGUUAGAGAUUUCAGUUUCACUGGGUCUAACCAAACCCACGAUAACUUAGUGUUGGCAUUGAAGACUAUUUUCUUACAAAUGUCUAAAAAACAUGAAGCUGUGACUCCAUCUAUUUUUCUUUCACUUUUCAGAAGAUCCUUUCCUCAAUUUUCGGAACAGGUUAAUGGUAUGUACAAGCAACAAGACGCAGAGGAGGCAUUCUCUCAAAUCUUGACAUCAUUGAGAAGUGCAUUGAAAGUAGAUGAUUUGUUCAGAAUCGGUUUCAAUAAGGAAACAAAAUGUUUAGAUGUUCCAGAGGAAGCCACUAAAGGUUUUGAAGACGCGUUCAAGUUGGACUGUCAUAUUGAUGUGAAGACGAACUUUUUAAGAGAUGGUAUAUUGGCUGGAUUAAAGGAAACCAUUGAGAAGCACAAUGAUACAUUAAAUGCUGAUGCAAAAUAUGAAAUCUCCAAAACCAUAUCUAGAUUACCAAAAUACUUGACAGUUCAUUUCAUUAGAUUCUUUUGGAAAAGUGACAUCAACAAGAAAUCAAAGAUCUUAAGAAGAGUACAAUUUCCAUUUGAAUUAGAUUUAGCUGAAAUGUUAGACAGCUCCAUCAAACCAGAAAAAAUUGCGAAUAGAGACACAAUUAGAAAAGUCGAAAAGGACAACUUAGAUUUAAUCAGAGAUUUCAAGAAGGCCAAAAAGGAUACUAGCUUGACUCCUUUAGAACAACAAGAAGAGGAUGAAUUGAAGAUAACUUCAAUUAAGAGUAAAUUCAGGGAUGACUUGUCCACUGCAAUGCCAAAUAUUAACUUUGAGACAUCAACCGAGAACCCUUCGAGUGUAUAUGAAUUGAAUGCCGUUAUCACCCAUGCUGGUGCUUCUGCCGAUGGUGGGCAUUAUAAAGCAUAUGUUAAGGACCCAACUGAUUUGGAUGGUGACAGAUGGUGGUUAUUUAACGAUGAUAAGGUUAGCGCAGUUAACAAGGAAAAGAUCGAAACAUUAGCUGGUGGCGGUGAGAGUGAUGCAGCUUUAUUAUUGAUCUACAAAGGAUUGGGUUUCUAA